This is a messenger RNA of Antechinus flavipes (yellow-footed antechinus), 2805 nucleotides long. RefSeq names its product LETM1 domain containing 1 (gene LETMD1). The record is from RefSeq and is a predicted model, not a curated record. Gene Ontology annotation, molecular function: ribosome binding. The transcript has 9 exons. Gene Ontology annotation, cellular component: mitochondrial inner membrane. NCBI's taxonomy places the organism in Eukaryota, Metazoa, Chordata, Mammalia, Dasyuromorphia, Dasyuridae. Bases 801 to 1895 code for a protein of 364 amino acids. Gene Ontology annotation, biological process: intracellular monoatomic cation homeostasis.
CCACAUGUUAAAACGUGCAAUUCUCCUAUACAUAAGGAAACCAAUUCUAUUGAAAUAAUCAAAAUAUGUUUUUUAAAAAAAUUUAUGAGCCUAAGUUAAUUGGUCUGACCCAUCUUUCUCCUCAUCAUCGUACAGUGGGAGAAAGUGAGGCAGGUAUUUGUACAAGGAAAAAAGAAGACUUAUGAAGCACCUACUAAAUGCCAGGCAUUUGGCUAAGUGGUUUACAUUUCGUGUUUUAGCCUCCGAACAAUUUUGGAAAGCAGGUGCUAAUAUUAUUCCCAUUUUAUGGAUGGGGAAGCCGAAACAAACUGAGGUUUAUGCGGCUCACUCAGAGUUCCAAAGCGAGGAAGCGUCUAAGGUAGAAUUUGAACUCAAGUCUUCCUAAUUCUAUGCCACAGUGAGGGACAGAGCCUAGUGAGUUCGCUAGGAGCCGCCAGGGAGCGUCCUGGGCCCGAAGUAUUGGUAGCUGCCAUGUUGGAACCGGGCGGCGUCCGAAGGCGCUGGCCUAUGGACCUCAAGGUCGACCACUGCGCUUGCGCUCCUUUCUGAGGACCCGCAGUAGCACUUCCGGAAGAUUACUCUUCGGGUUGCCCCCGGCAAAAACAUUCCUGACUCGCUCGAGGUUCUCCUUUUUCUGAGUUCCCUACUUGGACGGGAGACAAGCUAGUUCAAGAGACCAGCGCCAGGAGAACUGAUACGCCAAUCCUCUCUUACGGGAGGCGCAUGCGCAAAUGUACUCGCAGUCUUUCAGUGACCUUUAACCCCACGACCGCCUCUUUUCUCCCUCCCGCAGUGUCAAGAUGGCGCUGUCCAGGUUAUACAAGAGACCCGUCUCCCUGGGCUGUGCGCCUGCUCCCCCGGAACCCUUCUUUUCCCUGCGGCUGCAGCCUGGGCGUCGGAGCCCGGCCUGGGGGCCUCCAAGACCCCUCAGGCUCCACCUGUCCCCCCGGGAGGACGUGAAGAGCCUCGUUUCCUCUUUUGUGGCCAAGACCAAAGUGAUGAAUGAGAAAUACAAUCGCUUCUUGGAGCGCCGCUUUCCCCGCUUCUAUGUCAUGUAUUCAGUCUUCGUGAAAGGAUUUCAGAUGCUUUUGGCUGAUGCAAAAAAAGCUAGAAGAAUAAAGACAUUUAUGAGGCAGAAAAAAGUAAUGUUUCAUCAGCUUUCCUAUCGGGACAUGGAACAUUUGAGACAGUUCCGACAAGACAUCGUCAAGUGUCUUUUCCUGGGCAUCAUUUCCAUCCCACCCUUUGCCAACUACCUGGUCUUCCUGCUGAUGUACUUGUACCCCCGGCAACUGCUGAUCCAUCAUUUCUGGACCUCAAAGCAGCAGCUGGAAUUCUUAGACAUCUACCAUGCUCGACGAAAGCAGUCCCAUCCAAAGAUCCUUAGCUGUUUGGAAAAGGCCACCCUGUUGAUCCCCAAUCCAGUUCAUCAGUGGCAUUUUACACAGCUGUAUGUGAAGGUUCAGAAGGGUGAUCCACCGGUUGUAAAUGAUCUGCUGCCUUUGAGGACAUGUUUUUCUGUCUAUCCCUUGGCUAUGUCUCAUCUUUCUACUGCACACCUGAAAGCCUUGAGCCGGGCCAUGCUUCUCACACCUCACCUACCCUCUGUUUUGCUGAGAUACCGUCUGAAUAAACACAGCACUGUACUUCACCAGCUAGACAAAGCUUUGAAAAGAUUGGGGAUUGGCCAGCUGACUGCUCAGGAAGUCAAAUCGGCCUGCUAUCUCCGUGGCCUGGAUUCCACCCAUCUUGCCGAAGACUGGUGCCGAUUUUGGCUGGCACAGUGGCUAUAUUUUUCCUGUAGCCUGAAAAACACUGAGAUGUCCCUCUUGCUGCAUGCUGUGGUCUUAUUUUCUACCAACUACCCUGGGACAAGGCACUUAGGAAGCUGCUAGAAAGAAGACUGUCCUCUGUCCUUUUUGGAGAUGCAGCGUGGGACCACACAGCACACACCAGCCACAGACGCAGAGAGGAACAAAUGCUGCAAGCCUUGCAGUGUGGCACCCAAAGUAGAAGAAAGAGCUGUUAUUUCCCUUUCAGCUAGAGCUGAAAGCAGCCAACUACAUGGUGUUGAGUAGUGUUUUCUGGUAAUAGCCCUGUGCUUUGGACACUGAUUUAUGAUUGUAAUCAAGUUUAGGUCCUAGGAAGACAGCCUAAUAUCAUAUUUAUUAAGGCUCCGUCUGCUGCUCUUUCUGGCUGGUUUUCCACCGAAUUAAAUUCUUAAAUACAAAGAACAAAAAAACUAAACUUAAGCACUUAUGCCCCAGAAUAUUAUUCUGUCCCUUUCUAAAAGUGACAGAGAAAAACACUUUUUCUCUAUUCCUUUUUAAAUUUAAGUUCAUCCUUUACAAUAAUUCUUCUCUAACUUUUAACUUUUAUUGAGAUCCUGUAAUGAAAAGAAAAAAAAGGAAGCGUUUUCCUCUGGAAGAGAAUGUCUCCUCUUAUCCUGCUAUCCUUUCUUCACAUGUUUACAGUUUCACCCACCUUGUCUUAAUUUCUGGGCUAUAGCUACCUUGUGGAUCCUAAGAUUCCUGGCUUCUUCCACUGUGUUGUCCAUUUCACCCAUCACUGACAGUCACAAUGGCUGGGGUGUUUGGGCCAUGGAUAACGCCAGGAAAAUACCAGUUAGUGCCUGGCUUACUGCACUAUCCAUGGGAAGGUCCCGCAUACAGUGUACCAUGAAUUGAGUUUAGUUUUGUUUGUAUGUAUACAUGUCAGUGACUUGUAAAUUAAAUUACUGUAAAUGCAUGAACCAACUUGUUGAACCACAAGUAAAGAUUUAAUUAAACUAAUGGUUACAAAUUA